AUGGAGACAAGUACUGUUGACGAACGGGAGGACGUUCAAAAGAAAACCUUUGCCAAGUGGAUUAACUCGCAACUGGUCAAGAAUAACAAGCCGCUGGUGCAGGACCUGUUCCAGGACCUUCGCGAUGGCGAGGUGCUGCUCUCGCUACUCGAGAUACUCACCGCGCAGCAAUAUAGGCGCGAGCGCGGGCAGAUGCGUGUGCACCAGCUGAACAACGUGAACGCGGCGUUGCGCGCGCUCGAGGCUGCCGGCCUGCGCCUCGUCAACAUCAGCGGCGCCGACAUCGUCGACGGGAACCCCAAGCUCAUACUCGGACUCGUUUGGAGCAUAAUUCUCCACUGGCAGGUGCACUACCACCUGAAAGACCUCACGUCCGACACGCAGCAAAGUAAUCUCGAGAAGACACUGCUGGCGUGGUGCCGGACGCACACGCAGAACUACGCCGGCGUGAACAUCCGCAACUUCACGACGUCGUGGGCGGACGGGCUGGCGUUCAACGCGCUGCUGCACCGCUGGCGGCCGCAGCUGUUCGACUACGCGGCCGUGCUGCGCGCCACGCCCCACGCGCGCCUCGACCACGCCUUCGCGCUCGCCCACGACCACCUGGCCAUCGCGCGCCUGCUCGACCCCGAAGACGUGAACACGGCGCACCCGGACAAGAAAUCGAUCAUGAUGUACGUCAUGUGCCUGUUCCAGUCGCUGCCGCACGCCUCCGACGACCUGCCCGAGCCCGUCGAGAACGCGCCGGCGUCGCGGCCGCUGUCGUCGGCCACGACGGCCUCGGAGCUGGGCGGCUACGGCGCCGCGCUCGAGGAGGCGCUGGCCUGGCUGCUCGAGGCGGAGGAGCGGCUCGCCGCGCAGCCCGCGCCGCCCGCCGCCGACCUGGCCCAGCUCAAGGAGCACUUCCACGCGCACGAGCGGUUCUUGCUGGAGCUGUCGGAGCAGCAGUGCCGCGUGGGCGGCGUGCUGGAGGAGGGCGCGCGGCUGCUGCGCGAGGCGGCGCUCUCCCGCGACGAGGCCAACGAGGUGCGCCUGCAGAUGCGGCUGCUCAACGAGCGCUGGGAGCAGCUGCGGCGCGGCGCGAUGCGGCGGCAGGCGCGCGUGCACGCGGCGCUCAUGCAGGCGCAGCACCACCACCUGCAGCGUUUCAGGCAGUGGCUAACGGAGACGGAGGACCGCAUGUCGCGGAUGGAGGCGGAGGGCGCGGACGGCGCGGGCGACGAGGCGGCGCUCAAGGACACGCGCGAGCUGCACGCGGACCUGCGCCGCCAGCAGCCGCUCGUCGACGCGUUGGCCGACUGCGUCGUGGUCGUGGACGACGAAGCGCACGACGACGGUAAGGCUCGAUCCCCCGUUCGUUCCCGGCCUAUAGUCCUCGGACCGACCGUGCGAUGGUCCGCAGGCGGCGUGGCGGAGAUCGAGGACGAGCUGCGCGCGCUGGGCGAGCGCUGGUCGCACGCGUGCCAGUGGACGCUGGCGCGGCUCGGCCGGCUGGCAAGGCGCACGCAGCUGCGCAGGCGCCGCGACGCCGCCGCGCGCCUCGAGGCCGACCUCAAGCAGAUGGAGGCCAGCCCGGUGAGCGAGGUGGGCGAGGUGCUGGCGCGCAUCGAGCAGCUGCAGCGCGUGACGCGCGCCGUGCGGCUGGAGCGUCGCGCCGCCGCGCGCCUGCUGCCCGGCGCCGAGCGGCCCGAGGCGGGCCCCGACGAGCCGCAGCACGACGAGCCGGAGCCCGCUCUGGCGGAGGAGGCCGAGGCGCUGCUCGACCGCCUCGACGCGCUGCUGCUCAUUCUGGACGUGCAGGCCUCCAGGAUACGAGAAUUGGGUUUCGAAUUCGACAUCGAGACGAGCGAGGAGACGACGGAGGGCAGCCCGCCGCCUUCCGAGGCGCCGCCCGAGGACGCGCACUCGGCCAGCAAGAGGCCGCGCCUCGGCCGCGACGCGCAGGCCGGCUUCCGCGCCUUCGCCCACUGGGCGCGCGACGCCGAGCGUCAGCUGCAGCAAGCGCAGGCCGAGCUGGAGGCGGGCGACGGCGAUGAGCGGCGCGGCGCCGCGGCCGCCCUGCUCGAGCGCCUGCAGCGGCAGCUCGACGAGCAGCGCGCGGACUUCGAGCACGUGGAGGAGAUCCAGCGGCGGCUGGCCGCCGAGCCGGAGCUACAAGACGAGGCGCAGCGGCACGCGGCGAGCGUCGACGAGCUGCGGGGCCGCUGGGAGGGCGUGCGGCGGCAGCUGGCGCGGCUGCGCGAGACGCUCGAGCUGCUCGAGGAGAAGGAGCGCUUCGCGCGGCGGGCGAGGGCGCUGCGCGACGAGAUGAGCGCGCUCGGCCCGCUCGAGCCGCUCGAGAUGCGCCUCAAGGAGCUGAACGCGCACUCCAUCGUGCUGCUCGCGAAGGCGCUGCCGAGGGUGCACAGGGAGCAGGUGCAGGACGAGACGAGGCAGCUCAAGGACGAGUACGAAGAGGUGCGCGCGCGGGCGGCGGAGCGGGCCGGGCGGGAGGGCGACGCGCGAGAGGCCGAGUUCCGGGCGCUUCGGGCCGAGGUGGCGGAGCUCGAGGCCCAGAUCGUGGCCGAGCACGGCGUCGCCGCCACGCAGCAGGAGCGGGACGGGAAGCUGGAGCAGCUGGAGCGGCUAAGGGCGCGCUUCGACGAGCUGCAGUCCACCUACGAGGCCGUCGUGGAGGCGAGAAGGGAGAACUGUGACACCGGGAGCGUGUCCGGAUUUGAAUUUACGCAGCAGUAUCGAGAACUUGGUCAUGAAAUUCGCCGACUG
Messenger RNA from Iphiclides podalirius (scarce swallowtail), 2766 nucleotides. NCBI's taxonomy places the organism in Eukaryota, Metazoa, Arthropoda, Insecta, Lepidoptera, Papilionidae. The record is from the annotation of a GenBank genome assembly.